AUUGCACGAUCUCACAGAUCAUUAUGCCCCACUGAAAAAUUUCGAUGAAACUGGAUGUACUUGGGGGCAUGCAGACUUGUUAAGAGCUGAAUAUUGAUCUUUUGCUUCCUCAGAUCGUCAAAUGAAAGGGGGCUCAGGCCUGCCUGUGUUGCUUGGAGUGCUGCUAAUUGCGACGCGUACUGUCAAAAGUAUCAACCUUGAUGUAUCUGGGGAAGAGAUUGCCUCACAGCUUUUACAUCUGGCGACUUUCACCGACGAUCCAAACCCUGCGGUGACACGGAUCGUCUUCACGGAGAAUGAUCUGCUUGCUCGAGGGUAUGUGAAGGAGCUUAUGACAGCCGCUGGCCUGACAAUUCGUGAGGACCCCAUGGGAAACAUCUUUGGCCGCUGGGAGGGCAGCGAUCCUGACGCAGGCGCGGUGAUGUCAGGGUCGCACGCCGAUGCGAUCCCCCUGGCGGGGGCGUACGACGGAACCCUGGGGGUCAUCGGCCCGAUAGCGGCGGUGGCGGCUCUGCGCAAAGCCGGCUUCCAGCCACGCGCGCCGAUCGACGUGCUCAUGUUCACCAGCGAGGAGCCCACGCGCUUCGGCCUUGGCUGCAUCGGCAGCCGGGGCAUGGCAGGGGAGCUGACGGCGGCGCUCCUGGAUGAGAAGCUGGAUGUGAAUGGGACGUCCUUCCUGGAGGCCAGCACUGCGGCAGGCUACGGCGGCAGCACCCACCAGAUCCUGGACGGCACCCUGGUCAAGGAGGGGGCAGUCAAAGCAUUCGUGGAGCUGCACAUUGAGCAGGGGCCGCUGCUGGAGGCGGAGGGAACGCAGCUCGGGAUCGUGACGGCCAUCGCGGCUCCUGCUGCGCUGCGCGUGUUCUUCUCGGGAGACGGCGGCCACGCGGGCGCGCUGCUCAUGCCCUACAGGAAUGAUGCGGGCCUGGCGGCUGCUGAGGUGGCGCUGGCCGUGGAGGCAUCGGUGCUGGAAACCGGCGCCAUCGACGCCGUCGGCACCACCGGGCUGUUUGAGAUCGGCCCCAACACCGUGAACAGCGUGCCGCGCGAGGCCAAGCUGGAAAUCGACAUCCGCGAUAUCGACGCCGCGCGCCGUGACGCCAUCGUGGCAUCUGUCCUCAAGACAGUGGAGGAGGUGGCUGCCAGGCGCAAGGUGAGGCACCGAGUGGAGAUGAUCAACCAGGACGCUCCUGCCACCUGCAGCGACCAGGUUAUUAGUGCAGCCGCAGAGGCGGCAGAGGAGCUGGGAGUGAGCCACAAGCGAAUGGUCAGCCGAGCAUACCACGACUCCCUUUUCAUGGCGCGCUUCGCCCCCACCGGCAUGAUCUUCAUCCCCUGCCGCAACGGCUGGAGCCACCGUCCCGACGAGUUCGCGACCCCUGGGGACAUUGAAAGGGGCAUCAAAGCGCUGGCGCUGACCCUUGCCAAGCUCGCCGGCAGCGCCAACGCUGUGCACUCUGAGCUGUAAAUUUAAUGCCCUUAAUGUCCUAGGUUAUUGACCCCUUAAAAAGACUGGUCAGCAGAAUUCUAUGAGAAUUAAUACUUUUCCUACUGUACCAUCGACGCAGCCGCCGCGCAUUCCCAGCUCUGAUGACUAAUUAACCUCGGAGACCAGUGACAGGGGAAGGAAAAAGAUUAUUUAUUCAGUCCUACGUGGGAGGGGGUAUUAAAGAGUACUUGAUGAUCUUUUGACAUCCCCUUCGAGGGUGUUAUGGUGAUGUUGGGCUCGUAAAGGUGACAGACCCCUGACUGUCUGGUGAUUUCAAUUCAGCUGCUCACACAUUAGAUCUACAUCUAGAACACUGCCAUUUGGGAAGUGCUACAGACAUCAGCCCUAGUAAGCCUACUGCAGUUGCCAGCUGGGGAACACCGUCAAGUUGACCAAUAAGGGUCACACCCUUUUUUAUGCUGUCUCAUGAUGCAGCGCGCCAUUGCAUGCAAGUCAUUGUUUCUGGUCAAAAUGGUUCCUGACAUGCAGGAAGUUGAUAAUAUUAUUGAUUAAUCCAACAUUGUUAAAUAAGUGCUGUU
Coccomyxa subellipsoidea C-169 is the source of this 2028-nucleotide messenger RNA. RefSeq names its product N-carbamyl-L-amino acid amidohydrolase. The transcript is spliced from 11 exons. The record is from RefSeq and is a predicted model, not a curated record. NCBI's taxonomy places the organism in Eukaryota, Viridiplantae, Chlorophyta, Trebouxiophyceae, Coccomyxaceae. The coding region runs from base 122 to 1468 and encodes 448 amino acids. Gene Ontology annotation, molecular function: hydrolase activity, acting on carbon-nitrogen (but not peptide) bonds, in linear amidines.